AGGGCGGCCGGACCGCGAUGGCGGCGCGGGCCGGGCCCGGCCGGCCGGGGCCGGGGCUGGCGCUGGGGCUGGCGCUGGGAGCGGCGGCGGCGGGAGCCGGCCUGGGCCUGCUCUGGCUGCGGCGGCGGCGGCGGCAGGCCGGGCGGACGGUCGUGCCCCGAGUGCCGGUUCCCGUAGAGGCGGGAGAUGGUGCUAUGUACACACCUCUCCUAACGCACGAUGAGCAGGUGGAUGUGCUGGAGCGCCUUGACUUCGUGUUGAGAAACAUUUCAGAGCUAAGAAAAGAAGUGGAGGAGCUACGGAGCAGCCUGCAGCACUUAGCUGCAGAAAUCAUUGCUGAAGUCAGGUCCCAUCUGGAAGAAACCCAGAAGGUAACUCGCCGGAGGCGGUUCCCGUUUCCUAGGGAAAGAAGUGAUUCCACAGGCUCCAGUUCAAUUUAUUUCACAGCCAGCUCGGGAACAGCUAAUACGGAUGAUGGAGAAAGUGAAGGAGGGUACACCACAGCCAACGCCGAGUCUGAUUACGACCGGGAGUCCGAGAGAGAGAGCGAAGAAGGAGAAGAUGAAGUGAGCUGUGAAACAGUGAGAACUGCGCGACGGGAUUCCCUGGAUCUCGUCAACGAGGAUGAAGCGCCUUUAAUCUUAGAUUCCUCACUAGAGGAAGGACUGGGUCAGCUACUGCAGCAGGCUGACCGCUUGCACAAUGGGGAUGAGCAGGAGAAGAGAGAGGGAUUCCAGCUGCUGCUGAAUAAUAAACUGGCGUAUGCAGACCAGAAAGACUUUCUUUGGCGCCUGGCCCGAGCACAUAGUGAUAUGUGUGAAAUCACAGAAGACGCAGAUGAGAAGAGAUCAUACGCAUCUGAUGGGAAAGAAGAGAUAGAAAUUGCCUUACAGAAAUGGGAUCAAAGUGCUGAGUGCCAUCAAUGGUAUGCUAUUCUUUGCGGGCAGUUAUCGGAACAUGAGAGCAUUCAGAAGCGCAUUCAAACUGGAUAUGUUUUUAAGGAACACAUUGAUAAAGCAAUUGAACUGAAACCAGAGGAUCCGCAGUCUUACUAUCUUUUGGGCAGGUGGUGUUACCAGGUUUCCCACCUGGGAUGGCUGGAAAAAAAGACUGCUUCUGCUUUGUUUGAAGCCCCUCCUACAGCCACUGUACAGGACGCACUGCAAAACUUCUUACGGGUUGAGGAACUGAGCCCAGGAUUUUCCAAAGCAGGAAGAGUAUACAUUGCCAAGUGUUACAGGGACCUGGGGAACAACUCUGCAGCUGUUCUCUGGAUGAAUCUUGCUUCAGAACUGCCAGCUAAUACAAAAGAGGUAGCAGUCUCAGAUGCAGAAAGCGAGAGAGAACUUGAAGAGAUGCGGUCAGUCUGGGAAGAAUAAAUAUGUAAAGGCUUAUUCCACUUGAUACUGCACAGACAGUAAAAUUCCAGUUAAAAGGGUUUCAUGAUCCUGACCACUUUGAUUGAUUGCACUUCAUGGAUAAGCCACAAGAGUUUACAGGAAAAAAACACGCAGCAGUCUCAUCAGCAUGUCCAGGAAAAAUGCUUGGUGGGAUUUAAUCAGAUAAAAUUUUGUAUUAUUUUCCUUCUUACAGCACUGCAUCUGUUUGAUUUUAAAAUUCCUAAAAAAUGUAAAAUUCCUAAAAACAGGGGGCGGGGGUGUAUAGGUAGAAUUUGUGAUAUAAAAAUAUUUGUGAUUAUGUAUAUAUCAUAGAUAUAUGUGACAUACAUACUUUGUGAUAUAAAAAUAUGGACACAAAUAUAUACAUAUUUAUAUGUACACAUACCUAUUUUAUGUCACAGACUCUACCUAUCUAACAACCUGAACUUCAGGCCUGCUUGCUGGUGAGCUCUCUCAACUGAUUCCUGAGGAAGUCUUCAGCCAAAAUUUUUUUCCAAUUAACCGUUUUCUCUUUUCCUUAUUAAUAAGUAUUAAUUGAAUCAGUUGAAAUAAUAACUGAUUGCAUGCCUUUCAUAGAUGUUUAGGUGAGGUAAAAUUUCAAGCCACUGUGCUCGGCGGUCAGUGUGCCGCUGAUUUUUACCAGCGUGACGCACUGGAGGCAGCGGGAUGUUCUCCCUGCCCUCAGCCUGGUGAUUCAAAUGGGCACUGACACUGUGACCUAAGAAAAGGCAAUUACAAAAAAAAGACGACAAAAAUGACUUAAAAUGAGCGAGUUGUCAGCCCUUUCUUCCUUGCUGUGAAAAAAUGGAUGGCGGUGGCCAAAACAUACUCUUGUUGGUCCUUCCCAACUAUGUCUAAACUACCUUACUGGUUUUCCACUGGGGGGAAACCAGCACCGCUCACUAUGGUGGGUUAUUACCAGGGGACCAACAGAUUUCCUUCACAAUACAAACUUUAUUAUUAAGAGGUGCACUGCUUUUGUCAGAGAAGCAAGUAAUAAGAUUUUAAGACUUCAUCCUUCACUCACACAAGAUUGAAAACUUCUUACGUCCUAAACUACGCUGCUAUGGUGUAGAUGUAAUAACUUAGUCUGAAAAGUAGUUAUUUAUCAGUGAAACACUGGUUACAGGAACAGGAAUAUUCUGUGGCAAAGGCGAUGUUUCCCUGUGAUGUUCUUCUACCAGUUCUUGACUCAUGAGGUGACACUGAGAAGGUGAAGCUGACAACUGACAUUUCCUCUGACAGCUGCUGGGUACCAAACAGAAAAAGUAAACUGUGCUGUACACGGACACAAAUGGUGAAGCAAAAGCUAUGUUCAAAAAAUUUCCCCAAAUAUUUAGCAAGGCUUUCUUGAUAUCCCUUCAAAUUUCAACUGGCAGCUAACCGGAUGCUUAUUUUUUAAUGUUUGUUAUGUCUUGCCACGUUGUAUAGUGUUUGUGAAGUGUAAAGUAAAAAAGUGCAAGAGUAAAACAUUUCUUAAUCACCUUUUUAGUCCCUUGCACAUGUGUGUUAAACUGAUGGGGUUUUUACUUUGUGAAAAUAACACUGAAGGGGAAAUGCGUAGCAAACUCGAGCUUAAAAACGUCCCAUUUUAUAGAUUUGGCACUUUUUAGCUCCCCCCCCCAAUUAAACUCUCUAAAAUUUUGGUGCUGAACUCGUCUCAUGAGAUCCAAGCAAGUUUAUUUGCUUAAAACGCUAACAAUUGAUACUUAUAAAUGAAGAACUGCAUCCUGACAGGGUACAGUUGAUCCCUGUGUUUUUGCGCAGAGCUCCCCUUGCAAUGAGAGGGCACUUGAUCUGUAAUUGUGGGACAUUUUUGUACUUAAUGUAUGCUUUUCUUGCAGUUCUUCAGUGGAAUGAUGAAGCUGCCUUUUUUACUUAGUGUGAAUCUGUCUUGUUUUGAGUAUUUCCCAGUGGAUGACCAUUUUCUUCUUCUAAACAUCCAAUCCUUAAAUAAUUGCACAAGUUUUUCAGCUGUUUUCUUUUUGGUUGCUUAAGCCAAGCUGGGAAAUCCUCAACAGUGAUAUCCGAGAGGUGAUGAUCAGCAACUUGAUUCCUUCAUGGAGGAUUUGCAGGGGUUUUUUUCUGGAGAGAAAUGGUAAUAGCUCUCAAAACAGUCGUAUAGUUAGCUGUACUUGCAUUGCUUUUCCUUGCCAGCAAAUCCCAGAGUGAUAUUAAUCAGUAAUGUUUGCUGUUCUGUGUGUUGCUCAAACGUUGCUGCCUUCCAAAAGUAAAUGGUUUCAGUGUAUGUAAUAGGAAGAGUGCGAAAAGGAAAUAUUUACACUACAAAGAGUCCGUAGCUUUACUUACUUGCAGACUUCUUCAAGCCUUCACCUGUUGUUUAACUUGUCAAAACAUAAACUGUUCAGAGGAGCAUUUGGAUUAUGUAUUUUCUGGAGAUAACUUUCACUCUGUGUUUCCACAGAUUUAAAUUCUCCUUUGAUUUUUGGGGGGUGUCUGUUUCAAAACAACAAGGGGUUGUAGGCUUGAGUUAAAAAAAGUGCCAAUUUGCUGUUCCUUUCAUCUGCUGCUUGGGAUUCUGCGCUGGGUUAGGUUUGAGUGUUUCAUCCCAUUUAUGUUUGUUAAGUCUUUAAGAGGGGGAUGCAUGAGGAAAGCAUUUUGUUAAUUUGUUAAUUGCCAAGGGGCCGUAUUGGUUGGCAGCACCUCUCCGGACAAGCAGCCGCUGUUAAAAGUCCUCGUGAAAGAGUGUUGUAAAAACACAGCUUUGGGUUACAGGCCAAACUGCCUGUUCGGAAACUGAUACCAAAAAUCUUGUUUUUCUUACCAAUAGAAACUGAAGUUGUUUUCUUCUGGGGGGGGAGAAGGCAUUUGGUGCAGUCGUGUGGGCCAUACUGGGCUGUGACCAGAACCUCUGCUGUCUCUGAGUAAAAAUAACCUGCUUUCCUGGAGGAAAAGGUGGUAAUUAAAUUAUGGUAAUUCUUCUCACUUGGCAUUCGUUCUCAGAUGAUUUUACAUGGAUGCAACCUUUCAGCUCUCAUUUAUUCUAUUUCAGACCUUCGGUGAAUGCUUUAAGCUUUCUGUGUGUUUGAUUGCCUGCUUCACUUUUUAUGUUUUGGUUUGGUUUUUUUUUUUAAAUCAGUUUUGGCUUAAAAGAGCAGGGUCUGGCGUUUUGCUCCCCCAUAUCCUUUGUGUGUGUGGUCUUGUCCCUUUCUUGGGGGAUCUGAAGUCGAGAGGUCUGUUAUUCUGGUUUUCAUACAGGAAGGAUUUCCUCCGGCGGCACAGCUCCUGCCGGGAGAGCUGGGGCGGAGGUUUGUGUCUAGCGUGUUAUUUUUUCUCGUCUGCUGUAUCUGCUGGAACCUAAUUAAUGCGUCUCUAAGAUGACGAUGAAAGGCAAUGACAGAACUCGCAGAUCCUUUCAAGUACAGAUAAAAGCUGUAUUUUGCCGUUUUCAGUCUGAUCUCCAGGAAGUUAUGACAUAACGAUCAAAAGAACCUUUUUCAUUUUGGUUUUCCCUUUUCCUGGCUUGUUGUGAAUAAGAAGAAUGUGACUAAUUAACAUAAUUUAAUUCUAAUAGCAUAGCUUGCAGGUUGAUGUGGAGAUAAGGCAAGGCUGUGUAACUAAAACACUUCCCAAUCAACAAUGCUUGGGGUUUAUUUUUUUCUUUAGCAAUAAAAUGUGCAGCCUCCUGUUAGGCUCUUGCUAUGCCGCACGCUGGGGAGGGGAAGCCGUUCCUCCUGUUUGUGAGGGGAGGAUACGUUUCAGUAGCUUUCAGACAACAUGGAAAUCGAGACUUUUUAAAAUUUGCACAUGCUUUGCAGACUAAUCCCAGAGUACAAUGUGAAUUUCUUGAAGACGCCUGCACUGUAUACAUUCCAGGACCAGAAGAAAUUAAUUUGCCUGGUACGAUUUUGGUAGAGAGACACUCUAUCCUGCUCCCAUCCAGAUAAGUUUUCCUGGACUUAUCCCAGGGUGAGAGAGAAUAAUUUCCUGGGGCUCCUGUUGUCUUAAUUUUAAAACAUACCUACCUGUGGUUAAAUUAUGAUACUAAAGAAUAACUGAAGCUAUUUAGCUAAUUUAUCCUCACUGUGCUGUUCUGUUUGAAAUAAAGUAUUUAUAAAUAAGGAGAAGAGGAUCCUGCUUAAAGUUACCCGUGUUGCUCUCUUGCUUUUUAUGCCAGUACAUACAUAGGUGAAGAAACCCGACAGCCGGGUGGAGGUCUUCUGCGUAAUAUCGUUGUACUGGUACGCAUGGUGGCUGUGCCAAAUGCAGUAGGAAAUUAUGGGAAAGUAACGUACAAUGUUAUUGUUCAUAGAUCACUGUUUGUAUACAUAAUGAUGUGGGUUACACCUGUAGCAGAUUUUGUAUGUCAAUACAAGGACUACUGCUUACGUUUUUAAAAUGCACCAAAGUAAUCCAGCCACACUUUGUGGCACAUGAUGUACUCCAAGUGAAGUUGUUUUUAAAUAAAGGCGGAUAAUCGGUUGUGA
This is a messenger RNA of Harpia harpyja (harpy eagle), 5848 nucleotides long. It is a transcript of the gene RMDN3, whose product is annotated as regulator of microtubule dynamics 3. Lineage: Eukaryota; Metazoa; Chordata; Aves; Accipitriformes; Accipitridae. The coding region runs from base 18 to 1379 and encodes 453 amino acids. The record is from RefSeq and is a predicted model, not a curated record. Gene Ontology annotation, molecular function: microtubule binding. The transcript is spliced from 12 exons. Gene Ontology annotation, cellular component: cytoplasm; spindle microtubule; mitotic spindle pole.